UGGUUGUUCUCUCUAAAUAUCAGUCUCUGUGAAUCAGGUGUCUCUCAUCUGGCUUUUUGGCAUAACUGUGUUUCGUGUGUACUGUUUCCUCUGAAAAGUUUAUCGUCUCCAUUCAGUCAGCCACCAGAUUCUGGGCCCAAAUAUCUGACAGCACAUCUGAGGGAAGAGAAAUGUGUGGUGAUGCUAGUUCUUAGAAAGCUUAAAGAGUUUUGAGAUUGGCUGAUUUCUCAGGAGCAAUGAUUGCUCCCAACACUCCAACACCGGAAAGUGAUUCUUAUGAAGAGUCCUCUGAAAGUGUAGUUAUCUGGCUUCUCCUGAAUCUGCUGCUUUGCUAAUGCUCCCGUUCAUGCAGUUUGCCCUUUCUCUGGCUUUACAGGAAAAGGUGUCCACAGGAUGGAGUUAGAGCACCUGAAGAAGCUGCGGCAGGCCAACCAGGACCUUCUAGAAAGGCUCAGAAUAAAGCAGGAAGAGAUCAGAAAAAGACUUCCCAGCAAGCCGCUCUUUCCAGCAUCUCUUCAUAAAAAAAUAGCUGCUGAAAUAUCUGUCCCUGUGCCCAAGCGAGGGAAGGAAAAUCAAAUUGGUGCUGUGAAGGCUGCAGCUGAUCCUGCAAUCCUGGUUUCUGUGGAACCCAGAGCUCAUGCAGCCAGGGCAGCCCUGUGCUCAUCACUCAGACAUGUGAUGCUCAGCAGGCAUUGCAGAGAGGGAAAACAACAGCAAGCAAAGAUGCAGAAAGUAGUAGGUUUAGAUUCCAGCUUCCCUGGGAAGGAGCAAAGUGUUUUGCCAAUGUCUGCAAUCAUUACACGUGGCAGAGAAAUAUCCAGAGCGGAUAGGGAUGACCAUGCCUCAGAAAGUCCAGAGAAAGAAUCCUCCUUCCUGGGACACAGAGAGAACAGAAAACAGUCUGUCCUCCUACACAGUCUCCAAGAGACAGACCAGUUUACAGCUCAUCUGGACCCAUCACUGAGCAAAAUACAAAAUGAAGAGACCAGCAAGCAGCUUGUACUCAUUAAAGAGCCCGUAACCCCUAAAUCAAUCCUGCUGAUAUCUCAGUCCAAAGAGUUGAAGAAGGAAGCUGGUCACGUGACUUUUCAAUCUCAGCCUGAAGAAUACACCAUCCCUGCGAAUAGCUGGUCUGCACUUCCUUUCCUGGGCUAUGACUGGAUUGCAGGACUCCUAGAUACAAACUCUUCAGUAGCAGAAAAAUCUGACCAAUACUUUGCUGAGCUGAAGGCAUUUCGACAGGCCAACAAAGAAGCGUGUGUCCAUGAGCACCACCUGGAGCCCAAGGCUCUGGAUUAUGUAUUUUCUGAGCAGGAACCAGAUUUGAUAACCAGUUCCCAUAAGUGUAUUUACUGCUAUCGACUAAACCAGCGCCUCUUCACUGUCCCUGUGGAUUCAGAAUCUGCCUGCCCUGUGUGUAAGAUCCCACGAACUCACUGGCCCCCAGAGACUCGGGAAGAGCCAGCCUACAUCAGGGUCAGCAUUCCCAGGUCUACUCUUAUGCCUGCCUACAAAUACCAUGCCCAUCACAGGAAAAGCUUUGAACCUGCCGACAGUCUAGCUUUACCCUCGCAUUGCUUGAUUGGCUGGGAAAAUGCCAUCCCUUCCAGCAACCCCACACUCAGCUGUUUGGAUCUGCGGACUUCGCUGGAAGACAAGACUUCUCACCAUCCUCGCCUGAACUUGGUGUCUAGAGCGUCAGGAGGAACCAGAACUGACCAGCUCCUAAACCUGACCCACUUGUCACACUUGAGAUUUAGCAGUGCUUCUCAGCAGAGGGAGCAAACCAAACCUGGACACUACAGAGCAGCUCCAAAUUUAGAUACUACUGCCUCAACUGUGUGAACCGCUGGCUUGAUUGCUCCAGGGAAAAGAUGGGGGAAGGGAGUGGAAAAGACUGAUUAAAAAUAUAUCUUUGAAGAGAUUUUCCUUAUUUUCUUAGUCAUACACAUCCGCAAACACCCAAAUACACAUACCUGAAUUUACAAACCUGCCUGUGUGUUUUUACCUUUUCUUUGUGCAUUUUGCAGCCGCUUUAAGGAGAUGCGUGAGCUCUGCUGCCUCGGGCUGGGUAAAGGGAUGUGGACAAGAUGAUAAGUACUGUUACCGCUAGGACAGCCACAGCAAAAGAUGUGUACAGAGUUCAUCUGCCACCUCAGUGAAGUAAACCAGAAACGUAAUGCUAAUUCUGAAAGUCAGGGUAAGGAAUUGGCAUAUGAAUGGCCUGGCACAAUGUGUUACGUACAGCUGUGCUCAUUUCUAAAUGUGAGCAAUCUGGAACGUGAUUAUUUAGUUCAUUAACCUUGAGUUAUUCAAUAAUUUAGUUUAAAACAAAAAUCCAAAAAAAUUUUCAGUCCAAUGUCUGUAGCUACAGGGGUACAUUACAUCACAGUCAUUAUGGACCUGAAAAAACUCGUUAAAAUAGAAUGAGAUUGCAUUAAUCAAAAAAAUUAGAUAAUGCCUUAAAACGUCUACAAGUUACGUUUGCCUCUGCUUUUCCAAGUUUUUUGGAGGCAAGCCCUUGGAAUUGUUAAUACACUUUGUUUUAGUAUAGUUUGUGGUGUGAUUUGUUUGAACUUACUUUGUAGAUUUGUAUGAUCUUACUUUCCUUGUCCAAAAGCAAUAAAAUGAACUUUGUAUGUCCAAUAUGCCAUUUGUACAUCAUAUGUAUGGACUGACCUUUUUAAGCAAGGAAAGGAAAGUUGCAAGAUUAUGAAACUUUAACGUGAGACUGUUACAAGAAUGGAAGGUGAAAAGCAUGCCUAAUCAGUUUUGUAUUGUGUAGACAGUGGAAAGUGAAUCGAAUUUGUCACAUUAUUUCCAUUAUUGAAAAUGCUUAUUUAAAAGCACUCAGCAAAUAUAAAAUGUUAAUUGCAAAAUGUUAUACCAAAACAGGGCAUUUUCAACAUCUUUACCACCUUGACUUCAUACCAAAACAUUAGAAGUUAUAAACGUCUUAAUUUCUCCUGAAAUAAAGUAAAUACAGCACGCCUGCUCUCCUUACAGUACUUCAUUUUUUCCGUUUGUAAGGUUAACUUACGUGAGGUCUCUCUGGGGCAUGCAGGGCAGAACCAAUGCUAAACU
Struthio camelus australis is the source of this 3084-nucleotide messenger RNA. The record is from RefSeq and is a predicted model, not a curated record. NCBI's taxonomy places the organism in Eukaryota, Metazoa, Chordata, Aves, Struthioniformes, Struthionidae.